AGCCGUUUCUCUAACUGCUGAAUUUCCGCUGUUAUUUAUUUCCCAACUUGAACAAAACAUUCUUACCUUUCACGUCAGGUUUUUAACUUGGAAGCAUGGAUGUUGGAGAGCUCCUGAACUAUCAGCCUGAUAGAGGAGCAAAGCGUCCCAGGGAGGAGGAUGGAGGAGCAGCGGGAGGCGAUGAGGACUCCAGGGGAGGCAAGCAGCAGAAAGGACUGAGUGCCAGGGAUUUGGCCAGAUAUCGGGAAGCAGCAGCAGCAGCCGGGCUUGAAGGAGGGGGUGAAAUGAGGGAGACUGAGGAGCUAACUGGAGACAAGAAGAAGAUCCUGGAGAAACUGAUGGACCAGGAUGAAGAAGAACCUGAGGCAGAACCAGUGGAUGAAAGUUCAGUGAAGAAAAUGAUCCUGACCUUUGAGAAACGGUCGUACAAAAAUCAGGAACUGAGGAUUAAGUUUCCGGACAACCCAGAAAAGUUCAUGGAGUCGGAGCUGGAUCUAAACGACAUCAUCCAGGAGAUGCACGUGAUCGCCACGAUGCCAGACCUCUACCACCUGCUGGUGGAGCUGAACGCCGUCCACUCUCUGCUGGGCCUCCUCAGUCAUGAGAACACGGAUGUUGCCAUAGCAGUCGUUGACCUGCUGCAGGAGCUGACAGAUAUCGACACACUCCAUGAGAGCGAGGAGGGUGCUGAGGUGCUCAUAGAUGCUCUGUUGGAGGGUCAGGUGGUGGCCUUGCUGGUGCAGAAUAUGGAGCGGCUUGAUGAACAGGUGAAGGAGGAGGCUGAUGGCAUCUAUAACACACUGGCGAUCAUAGAAAAUAUGGCAGAGUUCAGGCCAGGCCUGUGCACAGAAGCAGCUCAGCAGGGACUCAUGCAGUGGCUGCUCAAGAGGAUCAAGGCAAAGAUGCCGUUUGAUGCUAACAAGCUGUACUGCAGUGAAAUCCUGGCUAUCUUGCUGCAGAACAAUGACAAUACCAGAGAACUGUUGGGAGAGAUGGAUGGCAUUGAUGUGUUACUACAGCAACUAUCUGUUUUCAAACGUCACAACCCGUCCACAGCCGAGGAGCAGGAGAUGAUGGAAAACCUCUUCGAUGCUCUGUGCUCAUGCCUCAUGCUGCCAGCCAAUCGGGACCGAUUCCUCAGAGGCGAAGGGCUUCAACUGAUGAAUCUCAUGCUUAGAGAAAAGAAAAUGUCUCGAACCAGUGCUCUGAAGGUGCUGGACCAUGGGAUGAUUGGACCAGAGGGAGCAGAUAACUGUCAUAAGUUUGUGGACAUCCUGGGACUGCGAACCAUCUUUCCGCUUUUCAUGAAAACCCCCAAGAAGAUGAAAAAAACUGGUACCUCAGAGAAGGAACAUGAAGAACACGUGUGCUCCAUCAUCGCCUCCAUGCUGAGAAAUCUCAAGUCCCAGCAGAGAAGCAGACUCCUCAACAAGUUCACAGAGAACGACUGUGAGAAGGUUGAUCGACUGAUGGAGAUGCAUUUUAAGUACCUGGAGGCUGUUCAACAGGCUGACAAGAGGAUCGAAGGCGAGAAACACGAGAUGGUUAGGCGGGGAGAGAUCCUAGAUGACAGCAUGGAGGAUGAGUUCUACCUUCGCCGCCUUGACGCCGGACUAUUUGUCCUGCAGCUGAUCUGCUAUAUUAUGGUGGAGAUCAGCAACUCAGGGAUAUCACAGCUGCAGCAGAGGGUCCAUCAAAUUCUAAAUCUAAGAGGAGGCUCUGUCAAAGUAGUGCGCCACAUCAUGAGAGAGUACGCUGAGAGCAUCGGAGAUGGGAAGAGUGACGAGUUCAAAGAGGCCGAGAGGAAGAGGAUCAUGGACCUUGUAGACAACUUCUAAUCUAAGUUUCUCGCUCUCACGCUCUCUCUCACACACAGACACACAGACACACACACACACACACAAAAACAUAUAAUCACACAAACAAUAUGUUCUUACACUUGAGAACAUUUAAAGCCAUCUGAUGUGAUCUGGGACUGAUGGUGACCUUGAGCCAGCCUAAGAACUAAAAGGCAGCGGUCUGUGUGUCUGUAGCUAAAGUCACUGGGUGUGUUUACGUGCACAGCAAUACUGUGAUUGCUAGUCUGCUAAAAGCUGCACUAGAUUUAUUUUCAUCUUUUGAAGAAACAUAAUUUUUAGAAUAACCUAAUGUACCUCGCCCACAUCUUUGACAUCCAAUGCGGGGAAAAGAGGAAACUCAAAUGAAAUGAAGAAAUUACUAAUUUUUUAAAUAAUUUGUAUUAUGGAGUUCUGCAGCAAUUAGUCCUAAACCCCAGGAAUGAUGUGUUCAACUCUAAUCAAAUCGAAUCUUGAACUGCUGCUAAGGGAAAAAAGAACCCAUGAUGUGUUUCACCUGUGCUGUGUUUACAGACCCGCAAAAAUGUCAGAAAUUAGAUCAGGGCAACAGAAUGGUUAAAAAAAAGGGGAAAACCCUGAUUAGUUUUUUACUUCUGAUGAUUUCAUUCACCCUUAAAGAAUCAUAGAACAGAUGGUCAUUAUUGAAAAUUAUCCUGCUAAACAAAACAUGUAAGUAUCAUACAUUUUUGUUUACCACAGAGCUAUUUUCUUCAAUCAUUCUGUUGGCUUUUUGUCAAGGAAACCACUGCGAUGCUAACUUCCUUGUAGGCCUACUCAAAAAAAAAAGUUAAUCUCUGCAACACUCUGUUAAUUAAAUCUAAUUAAUCUCAUGAACACAGUCUUUAUGUGUCAGAGAUUUGGUUGAAUUUAAAUGAUUGCUGUGCAUGUAAAGCUGCUCACUGUUCAUGUAGAAACAGUUUAGAGAGCAGAACACUUUAGCUCAACUGAAACACACAGCGAACACAAGACGUACCCGGAGCCACGGACAGACUUUGCAGCGCAGAUCUGCAAACUUAAUAUCCAUCCCCGUGGCUCUCCCACUUUACCUGGUUUGUUUGUUUUGGAUUUGCGUGUAAAAUAUUUUCUAAUAAAACAUUUGGUA
Molecule: messenger RNA, 2958 nt
Organism: Plectropomus leopardus (leopard coralgrouper)
Lineage: Eukaryota; Metazoa; Chordata; Actinopteri; Perciformes; Serranidae
Gene: ctnnbl1
Product: catenin, beta like 1
Cellular component (GO): spliceosomal complex
Source: RefSeq, a predicted model, not a curated record